CGAGGUCAAGUCAUCUAUUACAGCAGUGCCUGGGGAGGAUGCCAUCGCAAAAUAAGGAGGCAACGCGCACGGAAAACGAGUAAUGUGAAAAUUCAGUAAGAAAGAGACACACACGAUUGUAACAUUCAUAAUGUGGAUUUUAGCGGCCAUCGUUCUUUUGACCAUACAACAAUCAGUCUGGGCAGCUUAUCCUUUCACGUUUUCUAAAAGAGAGUGCAGAGAUCUAUUUCCAGAGAGAGUAGGAAAAGAUUCACUAACUGAAGAACCCCAUCACCAUGAUUCCCCAUUUACAAUCGAACCGUCUGAAACUAUACACGGAAUUAAGCUGGGAGGCAUUCAAGUUUUGGUAAAGUCAAAUGACAAGUGGCGGAUCCAAGGGAUAAUGAUGCAGGCACGGGUAGUUGGCAACUGUAGUAAUCCAAAACAGCAACAACCGGUGGGGCAUUUCGAGACCCCAGAGAACCAUGCCUACCUCAGGGCAGCAAAUUGUUCGGAUCAUCCAUUCGAAACUGUGACUCAUAAGGUGUACCCAAUGGACACUGAUACCCUCAGAAUAAGAUGGUUUCCACCAGAAAAUACGACUGCUGAGAUAUACUUUGUGGCAACAAUUGUGUCUCAGAGAGACAAAUUCUGGACAGGAAUAUUCAGUCACACCGUUAGACAUAAGGACAAACAGCUUACACCCGGCCACCCACAAUGUUCCAUGCGCAGGAAAUACGUCAUUACAACCAAACCGUCAUCACAAAGCAGCAGGGGUCAUAUUCUUCAUUCCAACAAUCUGUUUAUCUGCAACUUACUGGUUGUCCUUCUCUGUGCGAUGUAUGAAGAUUAAAAAAAACAUUGUUAUUAAGUAUUAAAAGGCCUGGAGCACGACACGUCUAAAUCACCGGUGUUUCAAAUCACAGAAGAAUAUCAAUGUUCAAUGUUAGAAGAAUAUACAAUGUACAAAAUAAUGUUCAAUGUUGUUUGUGGGAUUUCUUUGCUAUUUAAAAAAUAUGGAGCGCCAAAUUAACGUAAACUCAAAUAAUUGAAGAUAUCUUCAAUUAUUUGAAGAUACCAUCAAUUCAAUUAUUGCUCACUUUAAUUGAAUUAAUGCGCGCAUUU
Ostrea edulis (European flat oyster) is the source of this 1104-nucleotide messenger RNA. RefSeq names its product putative defense protein. The transcript has 4 exons. The record is from RefSeq and is a predicted model, not a curated record. The coding region runs from base 131 to 832 and encodes 233 amino acids. NCBI's taxonomy places the organism in Eukaryota, Metazoa, Mollusca, Bivalvia, Ostreida, Ostreidae.